UUUCUGGUGAACCGCCUCAAGAGCCAGUAAUCUCCAAAAGAAAUGGCCAUGUAUAUGAAAAGAAAUUGAUAGUGAAAUACAUUGCUGAUCACGGAAAAGAUCCUAUAGAUGGACAGGAUCUCACGGAGGAAGACUUACUAGAAAUAAAAGCAAGUCCAAAAACAGUAAAGCCUCGACCAGCUACUUUGACGUCGAUCCCAUCUUUAUUAGCUGUUUUUCAAAAUGAGUGGGAUAGUUUAAUGUUGGAGACUUUCACUCUUAAACAACAAUAUCAACAAGUUCGUCAAGAACUGAGUCACGCGUUAUACCAAUAUGAUGCUGCAUGCAGAGUCAUUGCUAGAUUAAUGAAAGAAAGAGAUGCUGCUAGAGAGGCAUUAGCAAAUGUUCAAGCACAUAUUGCUGUACAACCUCCUUCAGACGCAGCUGUAUCAGAAGCAAACGCAAUGGAAGUAGAAGAGGAGAAAAAGGGUAUAAAUGAUGCAGUUAUAGAAAAAUUAAACGAAACCAGUGCGAAUUUAUCGAAAGCGCGUAAAAAAAGAAAAGCACCGCCUAAUCUCACUCCUGCAGACACAAUCAAAGAGUUUAACCAAAUAUCAGUUGUUCCAUCUCUACAUACUACGUCUAAUCCAGGAAUAACUUGUAUAGAUCUUGACCAUACAGAAAAACUUAUCCUUACUGGAGGAAACGAUAAGAAAGCACAAAUAUUUAACAGAGAUAAAAAUAAAGUUGAGUGCGCGUUGAAAGGUCAUACUAAGAAGGUUACCAAUGUGUUAUGGAUGGGAAGAACCGAUUCUGAUCAAGGGGACACUGUGUUCACCUCAAGUGCGGAUAAGACUAUCAGAAUUUGGAAACCUGCUACAAAGGGAUACAAAACGGAAAGUAUAAUUUCAGCACAUUCCAGUGAGGUCACCGGUAUUGCCGUACAUGCCACGAAAGAUUAUCUAGUGUCAGUGUCACAUGAUUCGACAUGGGCAUUUCAUGAUAUAGAAACGGUUCAAACUUUAGUGACGGUUGAAAGUAAUGAAGUAAAAGAUGGAUAUUCGACAGUUGAAUUUCACCCAGAUGGUCUCAUCCUAGGAACAGGAACAUACGAUUCCGUUGUUCGCAUUUGGGAUGUCAAAUCACAACAAAAUGUUGCAUCUUUUACAGGUCAUACUGGCCGUGUUACAUCAAUUUCUUUCUCGGAAAAUGGUUAUUUCUUAGCAACUGCAUCUGAAGAUAAUCUGGUAAAAUUAUGGGAUCUUAGGAAAUUAUCGAAUUUUCAUACUCUGACUAUUGAUGAGGGAAAGAUUAAUAAGGUUGUCUGGGACUACAGUGGACAUUAUUUGGCUGUUGGUGGAACUGACGUGAGAAUUUAUCAAUCUAAAACUUGGAAUCAACUUGCGGUUAUUUCUGAGAAUAACGGAGAUGUUACGGAUAUGAAAUUUGGAGAAUUAGCCAAGUUCUUGGUAGUUGGUAGUCUAGAUCGUAGCUUAAGGUUCUUUGGUACUGAACCCAACUGA
Molecule: messenger RNA, 1502 nt
Organism: Dentiscutata erythropus
Lineage: Eukaryota; Fungi; Glomeromycota; Glomeromycetes; Diversisporales; Gigasporaceae
Source: the annotation of a GenBank genome assembly